ACAAGCAUGUUUUCCUUAUCAUUUGACAGAAGUCAGUGUUAAAUCACACACGCACCAUUCGGGGCCGUAAAAAUUGAAGUUAUUCUAAGUUUAAAUAGAAAAAUUACGAACAAAAUCAGAAAAAAUGACCGAUUACAGUUCAACACCAUCAAGCAGCAGUGGCAGUGAUGCUGAAUUACAGGAAUUUUUAUUGAUGGAAAAACAAAAGGCACAAGUUAAUGCACAAGUUCAUGAAUUCACCGAAAUAUGCUGGGAACGAUGCAUCGAUACACCAGAAAGUAAACUAAGCAGUAAAUCGGAAACAUGCCUGUCCAAUUGUGUGGACCGUUUUAUUGACACAUCUCUGCUGAUCACCAAUCGAUUUGCACAACUUCUGCAGAAACAUCAAGAAUAAUACAAUUAAAACAAAUCCAUUCGGACUAAGAUUGGGCAUUGAUAAACUUGUGUUCAUUCAGAAAACAUUUAACAAACAAUUAGAAUUUAUGUUAACAAAAUGUAAAGUACUUCAAAUAAACAGAAGAAAAUGACAAACA
Contarinia nasturtii (swede midge) is the source of this 533-nucleotide messenger RNA. RefSeq names its product mitochondrial import inner membrane translocase subunit Tim8 (gene Tim8). Lineage: Eukaryota; Metazoa; Arthropoda; Insecta; Diptera; Cecidomyiidae. The transcript has 2 exons. The record is from RefSeq and is a predicted model, not a curated record. Bases 125 to 394 code for a protein of 89 amino acids.